CUCCUUCCUCCUCAGAGCUAACAACAGGAAGCAUCGGGCCCCCACAGUGGAGCCUCCGUAGUGUCUUCCAGACGUGAUCUCAGGGCCAGCCUGGUGACGGGCCAGCAAAACCACCUCUGAGGAAGCCAGGACACGCAGUGCAAGGGCUCCAGGACCAAGCAGGGACAUGCUGGACCAGUGUCCACUGUUGCUCGCCCUGGUGGGGCUGCUGUCCCUUGGGCCUGUCCUCCCCCAGGAAUGUACCAAGUACAAGGUCAGCACCUGCCGGGACUGCGUGGAGUCAGGGCCUGGCUGCGCCUGGUGCCAGAAGCUGAAUUUCACUGGGAAAGGGGAGCCGGACUCCAUUCGUUGUGACACCAUGGAGCAGCUGCUGAUGAAGGGCUGUGCAGCUGAUGACAUCAUGGACCCCAGGAGCUUCGCUGAGACCCAAGUGGACCGGGCCCAGCGCCAGAAGCAGCUGUCCCCACAAAAAGUGACGCUUUACCUGAGGCCAGGGCCGGGGGCGGCGUUCAACGUGACCUUCCGUCGGGCCAAGGGCUACCCCAUCGACCUGUACUACCUGAUGGACCUCUCCUACUCCAUGCUCGACGACCUCAUCAACGUCAAGAAGCUGGGUGGCGACCUGCUCCGGGCCCUUAACGACAUCACUGAGUCCGGCCGCGUUGGCUUUGGGUCCUUCGUGGACAAGACUGUGCUGCCCUUCGUCAACACACACCCUGAGAAGCUGCGGAACCCGUGCCCCAACAAAGAGAAGGAGUGCCAGCCCCCCUUUGCCUUCAGGCACGUGCUGAAGCUGACAGACAACUCCAACCAGUUCCAGACAGAGGUGGGGAAGCAGCUGAUCUCCGGCAACCUGGACGCCCCCGAGGGUGGGCUGGACGCCAUGAUGCAGGUCGCCGCCUGUCCGGAGGAGAUUGGCUGGCGCAACGUCACGCGACUGCUAGUGUUCGCCACGGAUGAUGGCUUCCACUUUGCGGGCGAUGGGAAGCUGGGUGCCAUCCUGACCCCCAACGAUGGGCGCUGCCACCUGGAGGACAACAUGUAUAAACGCAGCAAUGAGUUUGACUACCCAUCGGUGGGCCAGUUGGCACACAAGCUGGCCGAAAGCAACAUUCAGCCCAUCUUUGCGGUGACCAAGAGGAUGGUGAAGACCUAUGAGAAACUCACCGAGAUCAUCCCCAAGUCGGCUGUCGGGGAGCUGUCCGAGGAUUCCAGCAACGUGGUCCAGCUCAUCAAGAAUGCCUACAAUAAAUUCUCCUCCAGGGUCUUUCUGGAUCACAACACCCUCCCCGACAACCUGAAGGUGACCUACGACUCCUUCUGCAGCAACCGGGUGUCCCUCAUGAACCAGCCCAGAGGGGACUGUGAUGGUGUGCAGAUCAACGUCCCGAUCACUUUCCAGGUGAAGGUCACAGCCACAGAGUGCAUCCAGGAGCAGUCCUUCACCAUCCGGCCGCUGGGCUUCACGGACACAGUGACCGUGCGGGUCCUUCCCCAGUGUGAGUGCCAGUGUCGGGACCAGAGCCAGGACCGCAGCCUCUGCAGUGGCAAGGGCUCCCUGGAGUGUGGUAUCUGCAGGUGA
This is a messenger RNA of Tupaia belangeri chinensis (Chinese tree shrew), 1582 nucleotides long. RefSeq names its product integrin beta-2. Gene Ontology annotation, molecular function: protein kinase binding; amyloid-beta binding; integrin binding. Gene Ontology annotation, cellular component: integrin complex; focal adhesion; cell surface. The record is from RefSeq and is a predicted model, not a curated record. The transcript is spliced from 11 exons. Bases 167 to 1582 code for a protein of 471 amino acids. Lineage: Eukaryota; Metazoa; Chordata; Mammalia; Scandentia; Tupaiidae. Gene Ontology annotation, biological process: leukocyte cell-cell adhesion; cell-matrix adhesion; neutrophil chemotaxis.